This is a messenger RNA of Fundulus heteroclitus (mummichog), 3053 nucleotides long. It is a transcript of the gene ppig, whose product is annotated as peptidylprolyl isomerase G (cyclophilin G). Lineage: Eukaryota; Metazoa; Chordata; Actinopteri; Cyprinodontiformes; Fundulidae. The coding region runs from base 156 to 2228 and encodes 690 amino acids. Gene Ontology annotation, biological process: protein peptidyl-prolyl isomerization; regulation of DNA-templated transcription; protein folding. The record is from RefSeq and is a predicted model, not a curated record. The transcript is spliced from 13 exons. Gene Ontology annotation, cellular component: nucleus. Gene Ontology annotation, molecular function: DNA-binding transcription factor activity; peptidyl-prolyl cis-trans isomerase activity.
ACUCUCGGCAGACACCAGUUGACGUUCCUGCCGCGCCAUCUUUAGAAAACAGUGGGCUCUUAACUGAAUGAAAUCACGCGCUUCGCCGCUUGUGAGAGCUCCUCGGCGUAUGGACUGAAACCCCUCCUGUUUCUCCAGGUGUUAAGGGAGGAAUCAUGGGGAUCAAGGUUCGCCCUCGAUGCUUCUUUGACGUCGGGAUCAGUAAUGUUCUAGUUGGCAGGAUUGUGGUGGAGUUAUUUUCAGACAUCUGCCCCAAAACCUGUGAGAACUUCAGAUGCCUCUGCACAGGCGAGAAAGGCAUAGGGAAAGGAACUCAGAAGCCCCUGCACUACAAGGGAUGCCUUUUCCAUCGAGUUGUGAAAGACUUCAUGAUCCAGGGAGGAGACUUCAGCGAAGGGAAUGGAAGAGGGGGUGAAUCCAUCUAUGGAGGCUUUUUUGAAGAUGAAAGCUUUGCUGUCAAACACAACAAAGAGUAUCUGCUGUCCAUGGCCAACAGGGGCAAAGAUACAAAUGGGUCACAGUUUUUCAUAACAACGAAACCUGCACCUCAUUUGGAUGGUGUCCAUGUGGUUUUUGGUCAAGUCAUUUCUGGCCAAGAAGUCAUUCAAACGAUGGAGAACCAGAAAAUCGAUCCCAACAGCCGGCCGUACGCUGAGGUGAAGAUUCUGAACUGCGGAGAGCUAGUCCCGAAAACGAAAGGGAAGAAAGCUUCUAAAAAGAAAGAUAAAACCUCAACCAAGUCCAGCGGCAGCUCGUCUGAUUCUGAAAGCUCCUCUGCGUCUUCCUCCGGUUCAGAAGAGUCAGAAAAAGAAUCGAAGAAGCGGAAGAAGGAGAAAAAGCAAAAAAAGAAGCAGAAGAAGGAAAAGAAAGAAAAGAUAAAGUCCGGUGUAGAAAGCGCUGAAGAGAAGGAGCAAGAAGACGAGGUCACCUCCACUGUACGGCCCGAAGAAAUCCCCCCCAUCCCAGAGAACCGGUUCCUCAUGAGGAGAAGUCCUCAGCCGGCCGAGAAGUCAAACAAAGAGGAAGAAAAGGACCCGAGGAAGAAAGAUGACAGAUCCAGACAGAAUGCCGGCCUGUAUAAUUCUCAGUCAGCCUAUCAGAGGAGGUUCCUGGUUACCACUCGAUCAGGGAGGAAGAUAAAAGGGAGGGGGCCGAGGAGGUACCGAACUCCAUCACGUUCUCGUUCGAGGUCCAGAGAUCGAUAUCGCCGAAGCGAAACUCCUCCACACUGGCGCCAGGAGAUGCAGCGUCAGAGGAUGAGGGCCGUCACCCGAGAGCGGUGGAUUAAGGGCGACAAAAGUGACUUCAAUGACACCAAGGAUGAAGAAACAAACGCUCCAAAGCGAGAGAGAAGGACCUCCGACGCAAAAGACGAACAUGCGGCCGAGGGCAAAAAGGAAAGGAAGCCUCGGUCUCACAGGUCUAAAAGCAAAGAGGGCGGUACGGUGGAAAAGGACGAGCAGCACAGCAAGCACAAAGCAAAGAAAAAGGACAAGUCUCACAGUCGCAGCGGAAGCAGAGAAAAGGGCCGACGGUCAAAAAGCAGAGAGAAGGCCAGCAAGCAUAAAAGCGGCGACAGGAGAGGGCGCUCCAGGAGCAAAGAAGGCGGUAAGAAAGAAAAAGAGACGGAACGUGAAACCAGUAAAGGCAAGGAAUCCGACACGAAGCAUAAAGACGAGGACGAAGGGAAAAAACAGGAGAAAAGCAGGACAAAAUCACCAAGCAGGGAGAGAUCAUCCAGGAAGGAGGAGCGAAGAUCCAGCAGCAGAACCAGGGACAAAGGCGGCCGAGCAUCAUCCAAAGAGCGAGACGAGAAAACGGAGAAGGACAGGGCCAGAAAACGAAGCAGGAGCAAGGAGAGGGAGAGACGGAGGAGAGGGACCUCCAGGGAGAAGGACAGGCGGUCCAGAAGUCCUGACAGGAGCAAGGCCCGAGACUCUCACAGAGGCAGGCGCUCUAGAAGCAGAAGCCGCAGGAGAGAGCGAUCUUCUCAGAGACGGGACAGAAACAGAGACUCCUCCAACCGAAGACGGCGGCGCAGCAGCAGUAGCAGCAGCAGCAGCAGCAGCUCCGACAGCGACAGAGGAGGAAGAAGGAAGGGACGCAAGAGUCCAGAUUCCUCCAGGAGAAAUAGAUCCAGAGACAAGAGAAGCCCGGCCAGACCAGAUAGUACAAAAGAUCGCAAGAAAAAUCGGUCCAGCUCCAGCUCUAGCUCCGACAGCGACUGAUUACCCACAAUCUGCCUCCAUCUGCAGGUACAUUCAAGUCCUCGGUUCCUCCAGAGCUCCUGUCCAAACUGGUUAAAAAAAGGGCCGCUUUAUAGAAACUGGAGCAGAUGGAUGUCGAGGAAUAAUAAAUAAAAUAAAAACUGAAUGGAGGAAGAAACUAACACAUAAUUUCCCAAAUGUAUAACUACAAACCCUAAUGCUAGCUGGACAGGAAGAGAGAAAUCGGUCAUGGGUGUAAUCAUGGAGAACGUCAGAGGAACCUGUGAGGCCAGCAUGGAGAGAAUUACCUGGAGCUGACGUUUAAAUGUGAACCGUAGAGCGGGACGAGCAGCUACCGAGUCUCAUUUCUGUCUUACGUGACCCCAGCAGCUCAGACGGCUGCUUCUUUUAAAGAUUUGAUCAUUUUUAGUUUGCUUUCCCAGAAUCCCUGGUAUCAGUUUGUUUAGUUAACUUUACUGCAGCCUCCAUACAUUUUUACAAAGCAAAGGGUCUGGAAAUGAUUUUUUUUUUUUUUUCUUGCAUGCUUAUCCCUGUUUGAUUUGUUUAAAAAAAAAAAAAAAAAGACGACACUUGUUUCUUUUUUACAUAACCAAACGUUUACUGUAAUCUGGUCGACUUUAUUUAGAGCGAUUCUUGCUGUGAAAUACAGGCGUCUUCUGUCAACUCUGUACAAAGUUUUGGUUGGAAACAUGUGGGAGUGUUGAUUAAAAUAAAAAGCCUAAUUGUAUUGUUUUUUUCUUUUCUUUUGUAAUAUUCUGGAAAUGUUGAGACCAAAACAUCACUUCAAAUCAAAAUUACAGUAAUAUUAAAAAAACUUGACGUUAA